Molecule: messenger RNA, 1439 nt
Organism: Porites lobata
Lineage: Eukaryota; Metazoa; Cnidaria; Anthozoa; Scleractinia; Poritidae
Source: the annotation of a GenBank genome assembly
AUGUUUACCCUAGUAAUACUGUAUACCCUUGUAUACCCCCUAUAUAUCUUGUGUACCCAUGUUUACCCUAGUAAUACUGUAUACCCUUGUAUACCCCUAUAUAUCUUGUGUACCCAUGUUUACCCUAGUAAUACUGUAUACCCUUGUAUACCCCUAUAUAUCUUGUGUACCCAUGUUUACCCUAGUAAUACUGUAUACCUUGUAUACCCCUAUAUAUCUUGUGUGCCCAUGUUUACCUAGUAAUUAAUACUGUAUACUGUAUACCCUAUAUAUCUUGUGUACCCAUGUUUACCCUAGUAAUUAUAUAUCUUGUUGUAUACCCCCUAUAUAUAUCUUGUAAUGCAUACCCAUGUUUACCCUAGUAAUACUGUAUACCCAUGUAUACCCCUAUGUAUCCCUUAUAUAUCUUAUGUACCCAUGUUUACCCUAGUAAUACUGUAUACCUUGUAUAUACCACUAUAUAUAUUGUGUACCCAUGUUUACCCUAGUAAUACUGUAUACCUUGUAUACCACUAUAUAUCUUGCGUACCCAUGUUUACCCUACUAAUACUGUAUACUCUUGUAUACCCCACUAUAUAUCUUGUGUACCCAUGUUUACCCUAGUAAUACUGUAUACCCUGUAUACCCCUAUAUAUCUUGUGUACCCAUGUUUACCCUAGUAAUACUGUAUACCCUUGUAUACCCUUAUAUAUCUUGUGUACCCAUGUUUACCCUAGUAAUACUGUAUACCCAUGUUUACCCUAGUAAUACUGUUACCCUGUUUAUAGUAAUACUGUUGCCCUAUAUAUCUCGUGUACCCAUGUUUACCCUAGUAAUACUGUAUACCCUUGUAUACCCCCUAUAUAUCUUGUGUACCCAUGUUUACCCUAGUAAUACUGUAUACCUUGUAUACCCCUAUAUAUCUUGUGUACCCAUGUUUACCCUAGUAAUUAAUACUGUAUACCCUUGUAUACCCCUAUAUAUCUUGUGUACCCAUGUUUACCCUAGUAAUACUGUAUACCUUGUAUACCCCUAUAUAUCUUGUGUACCCAUGUUUACCCUAGUAAUACUGUAUACCUUGUAUACCCCUAUAUAUCUUGUGUACCCAUGUUUACCCUAGUAAUACUGUAUACCUUGUAUACCACUAUAUGUCUUGUGUACCCAUGUUUACCCUAGUAAUACUGUAUACCCUUGUAUAUCCUUAUAUAUCUUGUGUACCCAUGUUUACCCUAGUAAUACUGUAUACCUUGUAUAUACCACUAUAUAUCUUGUGUACCCAUGUUUACCCUAGUAAUACUGUAUACCUUGUAUACCACUAUAUAUCUUGCGUACCCAUGUUUACCCUAGCAAUACUGUAUACCCUUGUAUACCACUAUAUAUCUUGUGUACCCAUGUUUACCCUAGUAAUACUGUAUACCUUGUAUACCCCUAUAUAUCUUGUGUACCCAUGUUUACCCUAG